Molecule: messenger RNA, 978 nt
Organism: Fusarium odoratissimum NRRL 54006
Lineage: Eukaryota; Fungi; Ascomycota; Sordariomycetes; Hypocreales; Nectriaceae
Exons: 2
Coding region: 1-978 (325 amino acids)
Source: RefSeq, a predicted model, not a curated record
AUGCGCCUUUACGCCUCGUUUUCUCUAGCCUUCGGGCUUGUGGCUGCCAGCCCAUGCAAGCCGUUGACUUCAGGCUCAACCGCUGUUUCUGCGACUUUCUCUUCCUCAGUAACCGAGAUCUCCAGCACGUUCGCUGAGUCCGCGACUUCUACAGUCGAAACUCUCGCUACUGAAACUUCAACUGUGAUUGAGUCUGAGACAUCGACUGCGAUCGACACCACCGCUACUGAAGCCUCAACUUUUGUUGGUUCAACUAGCACCGAAACUACCGAUGCCACUAUCUCGGCUUCUGAGACGUCGUCCCAGGCCACCUCUGGCACGGCAGUAUUCACAUCAGUGACUUCUGCUGACACGACCACCACCGGUACAACCGAGACAUCCACCGCCGAGACGUCUGCAGCUACGACGACCACAGUUGAGACUUCUACAGCCAUGACAACCACCACCACAUCAGAAGAACCUGGUCCCACUGAUCAUCUCCUCAUCGCCGGUCUAGGCCCCGCUCAAGGCCUUCCCCUGAAAUCGACGAAGCAAAACGGCGAUUUCAUGAUCUUCGGUCAACGUUCAUCAAGGUGGACAGUCGGUCGCUUCGUCGUCGAUCCAACCACUGGAUACCUCACCCAAGACGGCAUUCCCGUCUGCGCAAGUUACCGUGGCAUGAGUCGAAACGCCGCCCUGACUCCUUGCUCAACCGAGUACAAUUUGUAUGGCACGGCUCGUCUCACCUGCGCACGAAACCCUGCGGCUGGUACUGCUCUUCAGUGCUCUGCUGUAAAGUUGAACUGUGUGCCGAACGGACCAGGUGACAGCCAGAUCUGUAGUGUUUCGACUGAGGCCAGUUGGAAGAGGUUCUUUGUCAGUACCGGCUCCGACUACACUGUGUACCUCGGUGCUGACGACUUUGCAUCGCCGUCCUUCGUGUCUGUGGGCAUUUUCGUUGAUCGAGCUCCGACUGCCGCUGCUCCAACAGCACCGUAG